UAUGGCGCCAAUUCUGCCUCAAAAGCGGCAGGUGCGCUCGGCCAAUGGAAGGUUUUUUUCUUCUGAUAAUCCACGUCCGUUAAAAAUGAGUCCGAGCAGCACAUCGCUGGAACGAGAUCUUUCCUCUUCUCUAAACAUGCUGUGGCCGUGGAAGUGGCUACCAAGCGCAGCGGACGCGACGCGGCAAAGGUGGGCCAAGGUCACAGCUACUGCUUUGAACGGGACGAGCAAGCCGACCGUGUUCACCGCGGUUUCUCUGCUUGUCGUCCUCUUUCUCUUCUCGCUCCCCUUCAUCCUCCGAGUGUCAAAGGGGACCUUGAGCCGCGAAAACCCCGACGGGCUCUUCGUCUUUUUCGGUUUCGAACUGUACGAUCGGCCGGACGCGUUCUAUUCUCACUACACUUCGGAGAAAACUUACCUGCUGGAGGAGCAGCGGGAUGCGUACGAGCAAUCGUUCCAGAACGAAACCUACCAGGGUGCUCUACGACGUGAUGGUGUGGAGUUUAACGAGUGCAAGACUGUGGCGGGGAGUGCGAGUGCCUCAGCCGCAAGCUCUACUUCACACAGAAGUAGCACACCAACGGUAAAGACCGCCCGCGCGCUGCGGAAGCGGUCGUCUAUCAAGCUGGCGUACCGCACCACCGUCGCCACAUCCUCCGCACAGGCGACAACAUCAAGUUCUGCGUCGUCUGGUGCCAGCAGUUCGGCGUCGAGUGCAACAGUUCAAAACGAACCUGCGUCGCUUUGUAGCGACGCUGCGCUAGAGGAGAUCUGGCGGUUCGACGACUGGCUGCGGAAUUGGCGGUCGUCGAAGAAUUUUCAGUGGAACCCGGAUUUCUGUCCGACAGCAACAGAUGCGAAAUUUAAGCGCGAAUCUUGCCUCGCCGACUACAAACAAACCUGUGGCGCGUACAAACCGGGAACGGAUAAAACGGUGGCGCACGAAGUCUGCAAAAGCGGCUUCACGACGCACCAGUGUCACUGCAAAGCGGCGACGAGCACAGCAGCAAACACUUGCAGGUCUGUCGAUACGAUCUUGUCAGCGGAUGUAGGUUCUUCAAGUACGUCGAUUGGCGCAACGUCGCAGAGCACGACUACAGGCACUGCUUCCCGCACUGAUACCAAAGACCUCGAGAUGCUCCGGAACGCGUUCCUCCCAAGCCGGCAAUACUGCGAAAUCGACCCGACCGCCAUCGCGAAUCUGGAGUGCACGGAUCGCGUCAGGGAUCCGCGGGACGGGAAACUCUAUUCAUCCCUUCCCUGUAGCCCGGCCGUUGGAGCGAAGCAAGGGGAGCCGGUGGACCAAGUCGGACCAGGGUACUGGUGCGGUAAAAGGGCGUUCAUUUCGCCGGUCGCGUUCCACAAGCGGCCCUUGAUCGAAUUAGACGCAACGUCGGACUACUGGAGCACCUACAGGUCCGUGAUCGACAGCGCAGCGUACUCGCAAGUGCUAGAUCGGGGGUUGCCAUCCUCGAGCCCGCCUGCCAUGGUGCAGUACGCGGAAGCGAAGGUGUUUGUUUCGCAGCUCGUGCCCGACAUCAUGCUGAAGGCGGACCGAGUGGACGAAAGGCCAAGUUGCUUCAAGGACAAAGCGUGUCUCAAACACGCGAACCAGUGUCCAACUGCAGCGCUGGUUUUGCGGAAAUUUCCGAACGCAACUGGGGAAAUUACUGUGAAUGGCUUCGGGGCUGCCGCUGCAAAGUGUCCUGCUAGUGCUACUGCGGCGACGUCGAGCAGGCGGCAAUUAUCAUCUUCCGACAGUUGCACCAUCGCGGCUUCAGGCAGCGCGGUCUCUGUGGCGGAUCUGGGCGUGCACGGGAUCAGUUCCUGCGCAAACGUCACGGUGGAACAUUGUCUACGCAACACGGGAACCAGUUGUGAUUUUGUCUCAAGUUCCUGCAGGAAGCACUGCGACGAUCUGCUCGCGCAAACCUGUUCUGCUGCGCCGGAUUCCUUCUGCGGCCAAUUUUCGAACGAAGCUGACCCGGGAAGCCAGGACAAAACACUUUGUGAAUCGCUGACAAACCAGCAAUCCUGUUCGGCCAGCGGCUGCCAGUGGGUCUCAACGCAGAUGCUGACGGAGAUCGGCCGUGCAGGGACGGAGCAAGCAAAGUGCGUUGCCUGUAAGAAUCACAACAACUACUUUCAGAUCGUCGCUAGCCUCUUACCGGCACCUGCCUCGUCCUGCGCCGCGCACGCCGACCCCUGUGCGUGCGUUGCGUCUCUCCCAGGUGUGGAUUUCUGUGGCAUGCCUUACGCUGCGGUGGACUUCUGUCCGCAACUCUGCGCUGCUCGUCCAAACUCCUGUGCCAACGUCGCUGCUUCUGGGUUCGUCGAGGUGGCGAAGGAGCAGGAGCUCGCUGGGAAUCAGCACAAGAAGACCUGCGAUCUGUACCACGCGAGCGAAACGAAUUGUAAGAAAGCGGGCUGUUCGUGGCAGUCGACCUGGGACCGCGGGAAUCUAGACGCCGGCGGACACGAUUUCGCUGCUUCCGGUGCCACGAAGCGGUGCUUUCCCUGCGAAAACUUGCAGAAAGAACCUUAUCUAAAAGACUUCGCAGGCCUCGCUGUCACUCCCUGCGCAACGAGUCCCGACCCGUGUGCGUGUCUCGCGCCGCUCGCGAGUAGCGUGUGCGCCAUGACGCAAGUACAGUCCUGGUGGAUGUGUCCACAUUUGUGUCCGCAACACGCGACGUCGUGUGCGAACGUGCAAAGUACGGGUUUUGAAGAGCUACCGAGGCCGGAACUUGCGGUCCCCGGAUCGCAAUCGCCCGUCCACUGCGGCAACGUCCUGUCUGCCACCACGUCCGCCGCGGCUGCCGCUCUCGCCGGGCCACUGACCGACAUGACCAUGAUUCAGAACGCGAUCGGACUUUGCCUGCUCAAUGGGUGCACCUACGUCGCUGCGCCGGAAAUUGGGCAGUUCACAGCCCUCGGUCUGGACAACACCCGUGGUGGGCAUUUGACUGGGAAGUGCAGCACCUGUAUGGACCGCGGCGACCUCGCGCAGAUAGCGGCGAAAGGCAUGGGCUUCGACUGCGCUGCGAGCGCCUGCUGUGCAAUGCUGCAGCAAAACGGCGGCUGCACGAGCAGCACCACCGGGCCACGACUCUGCCCGGUAACCUGCGCUGCAAGUCCGUUGAGUUGCGCGAACCAAGCAGCGACAACGGCGUAUGUUGAACCGAAUUUCAGUACAACGUCAUUGCUACAGCGGUCGCUGCAGACGCACGAAGCGGGAUCCUCUUCAAAGCGAGAGCCAGCAGCGAGUCGCAUCUCUUUGCAACUCGCCCGUACACGGUUACUCGGACCGCGACGGGCCGAGAAUGCAGGUUCGGUUUUUGAAGCACGAGAAAAAAAUCUCGUCCGCAAGACAUCUACAACCACGAGCACCUCCAACGUUUGCGACUGCUGUACGCUAAACAUGCAGAACCCGACGAACCAGGCCGACACUCUUGGCCGCAAAACGCACAUCAUGGCCGCGAAAAAGGCGUACGCCGUGAAGAACUGCAGCUUCUGGCUCGGGUGGAUGCAGCUACGGUCUAAAUGCGAGGCCAAUUCCGUGGACUUUCAAAAGAUCACGAACAACACGAUAACUUUGAAGGAAAAGGACGAAGCGGAAUGGCUGGAGGAGUUGAGCGACUUGUAUGAAAAGGAGGAAACCCGGGACCAGCAUUUCCGCCUGCAAAUUCAAAACGGGAAGUACGACGUGGAAGUUUUGAUGACGAACACUGACUUGCAGAAACGGGAUUUGCAAACCGCGUUACUUGGCGAUCUAGCCUCGUGGCGGAUCGCCGUGGAAAUCUGCAUCGUGUGGCUGUUGACGAGUGUGCUCCUCUGGGUCUACGCCAACCCGAACGGCGCCGCUUCGUGCUGGGCGGCGUGUGAGAAUGGUGAAGCAGGCCACCAGCAAGAGCAAUCGCAAAGAGCGCCACUCGGACCGACGCUCGUUGGCCCGGUUUUAGUUCCGUUUUUCGCGUACGUAACCUCUGCAGGUGUGUUUCUCGCGAUGUUGGGUGUUUCCGCGAUCCCGAUGUUCGAGUUCGACGAUUUGUCCCCUAUCGGAAUACUCGACGGGGACGUCGACGGGGAGGCGGAGACGAUGUUGCCCUUGACUUUUCUGACGUUGAUGCUGGUCCGCCUCGUGCUCGUUGUGAACCUACUCUGGAGCGGGCAGAUCUACCUCGCAGCGGUUAACGAAAGCAGAAGGACGAUCGAAGUGAAGAAAGGCACCAUUGUGAAGGUGCCGAGUAACAGCAAAAUGCUCGUUGAUGCUGUUCCGAAGCCGUCUUUGUUGCGGUACGCGAGGACUUUUCUUGCGUUCGUUUCUUGCUCUAUCGGAGUCAGCCUGCACACCGAAUUGCCACUGAUCCUGCGUUUUGCCGCGUUGCAAACUGUGUUCCUGAUCUUGUUCCAGACAACGCUUGCCGCUGCUUUUCUUCACAUCACCGCCAAUCUGCUUGCGCGGUAUCUCGCGAGCUGCAGUUCAGGGUCAUCUGAGAAUUCGAAUAGAGGAGGCAAACAAAGUACUGCUGCAGACGAACUCGAGGACCAGUACGACUUGCCGACAUUUGGUUCAAUCGAAGAACAGCAACAAGGGACGAACCAGCAGCACCAGCCACAGCGAGCUGACUUGCUGGAAAGUCGACCGGGCGGAACGCCGGCCGUGAAGAAGGGCGUUAACAAAACAACUGCUGCGAUCAGUAGCCGCUCUGCUUGCUCGCCGAAGCAGGCUUGGGGUGCAGGAGAGGUUUCCAAUGGUAGAAACCCGGCUCCUUCCUCGUCUUCCGUUGAUGUCGAGUACAACACGAAGCUGAUGAACGUGAAGAGUUCGUUGUCCAUGUUCCCGAACGCGCUGCUCGACGACGACAACGAAUCGACGAUCGGGACUUCGAGCACGAAGAAACUCGGGUUCACCUGCGCGAUCGUCGCGAGGAUCGUGCUCCUCUCCGUCUUCCUCCCCUUCGCGGCCGACUGCCCCGCGGAAAUGUUGCGGCUAGACCUGGUGGACGGCACCACUCGCCGGUUUUUGCGGGCCGCGUCCGAGGGAUUGGCGGUUGACGUAGGUCGUGGUACAAGUACUAGUGCUCAGCGCGUCAGUGGUAUUCCGUCGAAGCUGACGCUGUACCUUCCCCCUUCCUCCAUCGGUGCGUACCACAAGCAAGCCAAUCGCGAGUAUUUUAUGAACUUCGUGAGGGAGAAGCUGCUGAAACACGAGAAGGUCUCCCGGUGGUUCUCUCAAACGCAAAUCCACUCGUGGCUGUUUGAUUUCGAGGCAAUGCAGCGAGGAAGGGACUUCAGUCCCAAUGACUGGUCCAGCGCGGCGCAGGCGUACCCCAUUUCGACCUGUCCGCUGAUUCUGGAAAAGACGAAUGAGUUUCAGGAAGUGUUGAUCACGUCAGGGUCCAACGCCGGGAAGUUGGCGGCGUUGCGGACACGGCUGCAGUCAGUUUUGGUGCUAGAAAAUUUGGGGAAGGUUUCCAGCAAUAGGGGAGCAUUAACUUCAUCGUCUUCUGCCGCUAACACCAACGCCACAACUUCCUCCUCCCAGUUGAUUGGGUUGAAGAUGGAAAUUCCGACUUCAGAAGAGCAAGCGGUUUUCGGCGCCGCAGUCAACACGGCUUCUCCCCCAGCGGAAGACCCGGCUAACCCUUUCCGGAGCGCGUACUGCAAAAACAAGGUAGCAAAACAGUUGUCUUCCUGGAAUCUGUUCGAAGUUGUUCUUAAACGGAAGACGGCUAAUCCGCUUUUACCGACGGAAAAAGUUCUCUUUUCCCAACUACCAAAAUCACAAUCCGAAGAAUUUCGCGAUAAAACCACCGUCGAUGAGUUCCUCCAAGCAGUCGCGCAAACUUGGCCAGAAACCGAAUUCGACGUUUCCUUCCGGUUUUUGGAAAAAACCACCCCUAGAAUCAAAGGCGGUAGCUUGCUGUCGCAAACGCUGCGGGAUAACUUUUUGAAGCAGCAGAGACAAACUUGCGAGUUGCAACCCAAUCUCUACCAGGAACGCGUCGAGUAUUUUGACACCAGUGACCCGUUUUUCUUCUAUGACUACCUUCACACGGUGUUUGAGGAGUUUAAAGGCGGCGUUUGCGCGGACAACUCUGAAACGAUUCCGGAUUCGUUAAUAGAUCGCCGCGUCGACAACGAGCCGGUCGGGAAGCUACGGCUGCUUAGUGAACGGCGGGAGGAAGUGUUCUACGAUGUGCUUGGCAGUGAGGGUGCUACUGCCACUACUCAAGGUAGUACCAACGGUACUUCAGCGUCAGUAGUAACAGCUGAUUCCGCGUCCGCAUCUCCGAUCAUCCGGGGCGUGACACAAAUCCCGGUGCACCUCUACCUCCGCGUCGACAUGCUAAACCCGCAGAACCGAGUCGAGUUGAAAAACGACAUCGAGUGGAUUCUCGAAGCAGAACGACGUGCUUACCCGAAUCACUGGGGACGGAGCAGUCAGGAUUCGUUUUUCCACGCUGAUUUCCUUAUCGACGCAGAAAGGGAUCUCGGGCUGAAACACUCCGCCGACGACGCAUUUCUCGUCGCUUCCCUGGUGCUCGGAAUCACGCUUUUUUUCUUCCUCCACCCGGCUUUCGGGGCGAUUCUCGGCUGCGUCAUCGCCAUGUCCAUGGCAGAACUUGUCGGGUUGAUGGAGUUGUUGGACUUGCAGAUCAACAUGGUCACUCUCGCAGCGCUGUUUUUAAGUUUUGGAAUUCAGUUGAUCUACUGUUUGCCCAUUGCGGAAAGUUUCGUGAAUGAAGAAGCUGGCUGUGGCGGAGAAACAACGUCCAACCGGAAUGGUGGUGAUAAUGACGCCCGAAGCCCGGCGAAGAAAGAGAACACGACGGCGUCACUGCCGCUGUUUUCUGUAAAACGCCUUCCGUUGGACUGCAGAUUGUGUUUUCAGUUUGGGAAUGCCGCGUCGUUUCCGGUGGCGAUUCUGGUAGUCACCGUUUUAUCUUUUCUCAUCUUCCUCGGCGUGGCGAACAGCGAGGUGAUCCGGGGGUUCUACCUGGUUCUGACAUGCAACGCGGUUUUGACAGCGUUGAACGCGUUUGUCUUCCUACCGACGUGCUUUAUGCUCGCAAAGGCGGGUAUGGACAAGGCUUUGAGCAGCAGUACGGGGAGUAAAGUGAAACCGGUUAUGUCGGGCGUGGUCCCGGGCGAAGCGUAAAGCACAAUUGUUUUUAAUAUGAAGUUGAGAUUCAUUUUCAUACAACUAUCACCCGAGCCUGUGGAUUACAAUUACAGACAGAUUUCCAAGAAGAACGACGUCUAAAUGCAUUAUCACCAAGAAACAAAGUAAAAGUAUCCGUUGAAGCCACCUGCAAAAACUCGGCUAGAACUACCGCAAGAGCUGAGCGAUUCUUUCGUUAAAUUUUGCUUAUUGUGAUUUAAGAAACCAGCUCGUCCAAAGUUUGAUCUUCUCAGGAAAGCUUCCAUAUCCAUCGCGUUUUGACAUGACGUAUCGCGUUUCUGUCCUGCAACUGGGCAAUAGUUUCAUGUUUUCCACACAUCAAUUCAACAGUUCUGCCGUUGCGCCAACGCGCUACAAACAUGGAUAAAUUUCUACGUUGCAUAGAAGACGUACUUACCACAUCUAAUUUGGUUUCACGAUGUCUACCAACCGUCGAUAGACAUCAGCAUCGAGCACAGAGAUGCAUCAACGUAACUGUACAGGGUGAAUGCAAAAAAUUGGAUAAAACUGCGUACACUACAUACUGUUUUUCGUCGAGAAAGAAACUAGAGCUUG
Messenger RNA from Amoebophrya sp. A120, 7744 nucleotides. The record is from the annotation of a GenBank genome assembly. Lineage: Eukaryota; Dinophyceae; Syndiniales; Amoebophryaceae.